UUCCAAAUACAACAAAUUUUGUAAUUGCGAAAUUUCGCUUUAAAAAUGUACACUUUUCAUAAUAUUUGUCGUACAUGUUCAUGUCAAGGUGAAUUAAGAUCCUUGUUUGUAGCUGAUCCGCUAAUACUUGCAAAUAUGUUAACUGAAGUAGUUGAUUUAAAGGUGGUUAAAGGUGAUAAAUUUCCACAAAAUAUUUGUACAUUCUGUUUGGAAAAGCUAAAAUCUGCGUACCUGUUUAAAAAACAAUGUCAAGCAAUUCAAAUAAAACUCGAAUUGUAUUUACAAAGUAUCGCUGAAACUUCAUUUAAUGUUAUUUACAAAGAGGAAGUUUUUAAUAAUACACAAAAUGUGGCUCCCCAAUCAGAAUUAAUUGAACUUAAACCGCAACAAGCGUAUGAUCAUAAUAUAAAUGGUACUGGAUCGAUUGAGGAAUCGAAUCAUACAGUUUUGGAACCAAUUGAACAUACGUUAAAAGAGGAGGAAAAUGUUGGAAACAUAUCGAAUACAUCAAAUCAAGAUUGGGAUGAUAUGGAUCGAGGAUCACCGACACCUACAAUCGAACCCGACAUUGAUAUAUUUACACCACCCGAACAACAAGCGGCAAAAGAACGUAAAAAAAGUAAACGUGUUCGAAAUAAACGUGAUAUGGUUCGAAAAAAAGUCGAAUGUUCUGAAUGUCAUAAAAAAGUAAAUGAUCUUGAAUUACAUAUGAAAAAACAUUUAAACAUUCCAUUUAAAUGUGAAAUUUGUGGAGCGGAAAUGUUACGAACAAAUUAUGCCAGACAUUUAAAAGCACAUAAAAACGAACGACCUUUCCCUUGUACACUCUGUACACGACAUUUUCGUGAUAAAUAUACGUUACGUUUACAUUUACGUACACAUUCUGGAGAACGUCCGUAUAAAUGUACUCUCUGCGAACGAUCCUUUAAGUUACAAUUUCAAUUGAAAAAUCAUUUAAAUAAACAUUACGCGGGAGAAAUUAAGGAACCGGUUAAAGCGGAACCGGUUCCCGAUCUUGAUAUUAAGUGUGAAGAGGAAGCGGAAUUUGAAUGUACAGAUUGUAAUGAAAAAUUCACAAGUAAACGAGGUUUAUCCAGACAUAAAAAUUUAGCUCAUGGAAGCGGAACGAAAACAGGAUUAUGUAAUUUAUGUGGAAAAUUAUUAGCAUCAAAAUUAUCACUAAAACAACAUCAACAACAUUGUCAAGUGAAGAAAGAGAAGGAUGAUAAAUCGAGUGAGGACAAUGAACCGAAGGACUUUGAAUGUGAGACAUGUAAUAAAAAAUACAGCACAAAAGAUGCUUUAACACGUCAUAAAACAUUACAUCGGAAAAAACCACAUUUGUGUACACUUUGUGGCAAACUUUUAGCAUCGAAAUUAUCGUUAAAAGGUCAUCAAUUAAUACAUUCGGGUGGAAAACCGUAUAAAUGUAAUGUUUGUAAUCAAAGUUUCCGUCAUAAACAACAUUUAACGAAUCAUCGUCGUAUACAUACGGGAGAAAAACCAUAUAAAUGUACGUUAUGUGAGAAAGCUUUUACCGAAAAGAAAAGUUUAACCGUACAUAUGCGAAUACAUACGGGGGAAAAUCCGUAUAGUUGUUCAUUUUGUAAUAAAGGUUUCUAUGAUUUAAGUAAUUUUAAACGACAUGAAGCGUUCCAUAAAUUAAAUGAAGGGAAUCCAACGCCACGGAAAAGUCAUACGAAUAAUAUUAAUAAUUUUAAUUUACAAAAUAUUUCUUUUAAUCCACCAAAUCAUCCGCUUGGAUUUGGUCAUCUUUGAAAAUUGUAAGUAAAAUCACACAGAUGUUUAUAUUUGGGGGGGGGAGGGGGGAGGUCCGUUAAUUAAGGUGCAAGAAACUAAAACGUAUAUACAUACAAAUUUUUUAAUAUUCGAAUUCCCAUUUCAAAGCGUUUUAAGGGGGCACAAAGCCUUUACAAUCUCGAGAAAAGAUAGAGGUUAGGUUAGAGUGACUGUCCUGGGGUGGGACACACUUAGACUAUAGGGUUCGUUGUGAUACCGUAAAUGGGUUGGCCCAUCCUCGGCCACUACUCCAUGAACCAUUUGAAGCUGUUUAAGAACAG
Molecule: messenger RNA, 2081 nt
Organism: Chrysoperla carnea
Lineage: Eukaryota; Metazoa; Arthropoda; Insecta; Neuroptera; Chrysopidae
Product: zinc finger protein 260-like
Exons: 4
Coding region: 46-1779 (577 amino acids)
Biological process (GO): regulation of transcription by RNA polymerase II
Cellular component (GO): nucleus
Molecular function (GO): DNA-binding transcription factor activity, RNA polymerase II-specific; zinc ion binding; RNA polymerase II cis-regulatory region sequence-specific DNA binding
Source: RefSeq, a predicted model, not a curated record